GGAACGGGCGGAGUGGAACGGACCGUAUGGUACUGUCAGCGAUGGCCGACGCCACUUGGUGGUACCGAGGAGGGACUUCCAAACAUGACUUGCAUUACAGACGGGAAGCAGAAGUUAACACCACGCUUGAGGAGUUACUACUCUACUUUGUGUUUUUAAUAAAUCUGUGUAUACUGACUUUUGGGAUGGUCAAUCCGCAUAUGUACUACUUAAACAAAGUGAUGUCGUCUCUGUUUGUGGACACGUCCCUCCCCAAUGACGACAGAAGCAGCUUUAGGUCCAUUCGCAGCAUAACUGACUUUUGGAAGUUCAUGGAAGGACCCCUUCUGGAGGGCUUGUACUGGGACUCGUGGUACAAUAACCAGCAGCUGUACAAUUUGAAGAACAGCAGCCGCAUCUACUACGAGAACAUUCUUCUCGGAGUCCCCAGGGUACGGCAGCUGAGAGUCCGCAACAACACUUGCAAGGUUUACUCAGCCUUUCAGUCGCUGGUGAGCGACUGUUACGGUAAAUACACAGCUGAAAACGAGGACCUGUCUGAUUUUGGCCUCAAAAGUGAUACAGAAUGGAAGUACUCGCCUUCUCCUGCCAACGCCCCUUGGCACUGGGGAUAUGUCGGUGUGUACCGAGACGGAGGGUAUAUAUUCACAUUAUCAAAGUCCAAAUCUGAAACCCAAGCCAAAUUUGCUGACCUUCGACUCCACAGCUGGAUCACCAGAGGGACCAGGGUUGUUUUUAUUGACUUUUCCUUAUACAAUGCUAAUGUCAAUCUGUUUUGCAUCGUCAGGCUGGUGGCAGAGUUCCCUGCGACAGGCGGGCUCCUCACCUCGUGGCAGCUCUACUCCGUGAAGCUCCUCAGAUACGUUACCCACUACGAUUACUUCAUCGCGUCCUGUGAAAUCAUAUUCUGUAUUUUCCUUUUCGUCUUCAUAACACAAGAACUGAGAAAGCUGAAUGAGUUUAAGAUCGCCUAUUUCAAAAGUAUUUGGAACUGGCUGGAGCUGCUGCUUUUGGCGCUGUGUUUCCUGGCGGUCUCUUUCUAUGCAUACUGUAACCUGCAGAGUUUUAUCCUACUCGGACGACUGCUUAAAAACACUGAAAACUACCCAGACUUCUAUUUCCUCGCGUACUGGCAAAUCUACUAUAACAACAUGAUUGCUAUUACUAUCUUCUUUGCAUGGAUAAAGAUAUUCAAAUUCAUAAGCUUCAACGAGACCAUGUCUCAGCUGUCGUCAACCUUGUCCCGCUGCAUGAAGGACAUAGUGGGGUUCGCCGUCAUGUUCUUUAUUAUAUUCUCCGCAUAUGCCCAGCUGGGGUUCCUUGUUUUCGGGUCACAGGUGGAUGACUUUUCCACUUUUCAAAAUUCCAUAUUUGCACAAUUUCGGAUUGUCCUUGGAGACUUUAACUUCUCCGGUAUCCAGCAGGCCAACUGGAUCUUGGGGCCCAUUUACUUCAUCACGUUCAUCUUCUUUGUGUUCUUUGUGCUGCUGAACAUGUUCUUGGCAAUAAUCAACGACACAUAUUCUGAAGUGAAGGCGGACUACUCAAUCGGCAGAAGACCUGAUUUUGAGCUUGGUAAAAUAAUUAAGAAGAGUUACCUUAAUGUUCUCGAGAAACUCAGACUGAAGAAAGCUCAAGAUAAUGAAGACAAGAAAAUCAGGAAAACCACCGGAGAUUUGGCCCAGCAAGCCAGAAAAGAAGGCUUUAAUGAAAGCGAGAUCCAAGGGGCAGAGCAGAUGAAGACGUGGAAGGAGAGGCUUGAGAAAAAGUAUUAUUCUACAGACCUUCAAGAUGACGACUACCAGCCUGUCACUCAGCAAGAAUUUCGAGAACUCUUUUUAUAUGCUGUGGAGCUGGAAAAGGAAUUACACUACAUCAGUUUAAAACUAAACCAAGUGAUGCGAAAGCUACAGUAACAAAGCUGGAGGUAAGACCGAUGAGGUGCGAUGCUCUAGCAACACUCGUGAGGUGCUUACUGCAUGUUCUCCUACACACAUCGCCAUCUCUGGUUACUUCAUUGCUUCCACUGUGCUGGGGACCGAGUGCAGAGUCCUGCAAAUGCUAGGCACCGUGCUACAUCUCCAGCCAAGAAGCAGCUCUCAGUUCUAACAGGAUGACUUCCAUGAACCGAAUGCAGCUGAAGGGAGCCCACUGUACCACCCCCACAUUUACCAAGUGCUUCCUGUAAUAUGCAUGUGGCACACUCACGGGAGUGUAAAAGGGAAGCACGGUCAAUGCUUCUUGGUCAUGGGGCAGAUCUCUAAGGUCACAGGGUAGAUCGCCAAUAGUUGGAGGUAGAGACAGAUGAACUAUUGGUAGUUUCAACCCUGGCACGUCCCAGGGUCUCACUUCCUUUGGACAGGGGUAAAGUAAUAAGAUUUUGGGAAAAUACUAUGCAUGAACAACAUACAUAAAAUAAUCUCCAUUCUAGACUCCAAAAUGCCUAGACAAAGUCAUAUACAACAACUCUGUGGCUAAAUACAGAAAUUUCACUACCACUUUCAAAAGCAGAUUUCAUCUGGUUUCUAAACAGCAGUAUGUCAAAUUUCCUAAAAAUAAAAAGAUGGCAUAUUAAGGCCGUAAGUUGUUUGGAAAUUACAGACAGGGGACCUUUGAGAGCCUUCUUGUUGGAAAGCUGUGUGUGACUAGUCCUUUAGAAACUGGAGGAAAACGUUACUUUCCUAAGCUACAUAAGAAGAGCCGUAUGAUAUGUCCUGUGGGUCAAAACAACACCAUAUUCAACCACAGCACUCAAUCAGCACGUUAAUGCUCAAUGUACAUGUUUAAAACAUGAAUAAAUUGCUGGACAGUGGUAGCAUACACCUUUAAUCUUAGUACUUGGG
Molecule: messenger RNA, 2843 nt
Organism: Microtus ochrogaster (prairie vole)
Lineage: Eukaryota; Metazoa; Chordata; Mammalia; Rodentia; Cricetidae
Gene: Pkd2l2
Product: polycystin 2 like 2, transient receptor potential cation channel
Biological process (GO): detection of mechanical stimulus
Cellular component (GO): membrane
Molecular function (GO): calcium channel activity; calcium ion binding
Source: RefSeq, a predicted model, not a curated record